This is a messenger RNA of Trichoderma gamsii, 699 nucleotides long. RefSeq lists its product as hypothetical. The transcript is spliced from 2 exons. NCBI's taxonomy places the organism in Eukaryota, Fungi, Ascomycota, Sordariomycetes, Hypocreales, Hypocreaceae. The record is from RefSeq and is a predicted model, not a curated record. The coding region runs from base 1 to 699 and encodes 232 amino acids.
AUGGCUGUGGAAAACUCCAUAAACUUUGCUCUCCGGCUAAUCAAGCCCGUCCUUCAAGGCAAAGCGAUGGCUGUGGAUGUCAACCCUGAUGCGGAGAAACAGUACAUUGAUCAGAUUCAGACAGACCUCCAACAAACCGUGUGGCUUUCCGGCGGAUGUUCCAACUGGUAUAACAGGGCUCAGGAUGGAUCAAUAUAUAAUGGCAUGUCGUAUCCCUACUCACAGCCCUACUUCUGGUACCAAUGCUUGUUUCCAGUAUAUAAGGACUUUAAAUACGAUGUAACCUCCGAAGAGCAAGAGGCCAUCCCGCGGAAAGGGUUGGGGGGAAGUGAUCCGAUAUUCGGUCUUGGUUGCUGCCUCCCUAUCGGGGUUGAGUUUGGUGGUGUCUGGGACGAAGAGUGGCUGGGACUUGACAAGAUCUGUGGAAUUUCUGAAAGCCCAGGCGAGCGUGCUACAAAAUGGUCUCGUGGAGUACAUCAGACUAUGACUUUAGAAACAACAAGGAAAAAGGAAGAAGAAGCACACUUGGUAUACGUACCUAGGUGCUGCUUGCCUGGGAAACUACUUACCUACUCGAGAUUGAACCAAGUACUGCACAAUAUCAUCAAAUUAAACAAAGACCUCUCUACGCUGCUUGUGCAACCACUCUGUAUUGGCCGUCGCAUCGCCACACGGGCUCACAUUACUGUCAGCUUGUAA